AUGGACUUUUCCAGAGGGAUGCUAUUCCACUUUGCUGCUAUCUAUCUGUACUACGGAGUAACAAUUUGUGGAAUAUUACCGUUCCGCUACGCUUUGAAUCGUUUCGUAAACUGUGAAUUUCAACUGCUAUGGUCUCUGUGUGCUGGGAUCAGUAUCAUCGCCUUGGUUGGUUUCAGCUUCUAUCGAAUAGUGACCCUGAUCACGUACCCUUCACUGUACAUUGUCCGCCAGUUGAUCUACUGUGAGUUCAUUGUUCGCUUUGGGAUCAUUUCUUCGUGCUACGUUCUAGCCUGGAUAUACCGUAGGCAGUUCAAGGUCUGUGGAAACGCUUUUCUGGAAAAUUUAAAGGAUCUUAAACCGUUUGUCAUCCCAGCUUGGAUCGAUAGAAAACUGGUGGUGUACGGACUGGUUAAAAUUUGCAUUGUAGAUAUUAUGAUGAGCUUCCUGUUUGCUAUUAACUUCGGAGUCAAUGCUUCGAACGAUCCCGUGUCGCUGUUCGAACGCGUCGUGAAUGUUUUUGCUGUUUUUGUUGUGGCUCAAGUGUCCAAUGUUUGCAUGUUUACGGUUUAUCUGGGUGCCCAUUUAUAUCGACUCAUCAACUGGCAAGUGAGGCUAACAAUAGGAAUGCUCUGUGAUCUAGAUCGUAGUCUGGGUCAGGGGAGCGAAAGAGCUUUCCAAAACCGUGAUCCGCGGCUGUUUGAUGACGUUCGUGAAAAACUUGCUCUGUUGCGAAGGUUGCACUACAAAACUACUCAGUCGAUUCGUGGUAUUUUAGACAUUUUUGGUGUUCCGUUGGCCCUAAUCAAUUUGAACCAAUUUUUAGUGAUCAUUUCAAGGGUAUACUUUGUCUACGUUUCCAUCAUCUAUGAGUUGAAUAAGGAAUUUUCAAUCACUUUAAGCCGAUACUUCAACUCAAUUUUCUAUUUGUGUUUUGAAUUUAUUCAUCUUCUUUGUUUGGUAUCUGCAUGUGCACUUACAGUAAGACGGGCUGAGAAAACUUUGAUCCUGUUGAAUGAAUUUUUCGAAACCGAUGUCGAUAUCGCUGUGGACGAGAGCUUGGUUUAUUGCUGCGGGAUCACACUGUUCUUCUUUGUGGAUUAUACAGAUUAG
Topomyia yanbarensis is the source of this 1110-nucleotide messenger RNA. RefSeq lists its product as uncharacterized. The transcript has 4 exons. The record is from RefSeq and is a predicted model, not a curated record. Gene Ontology annotation, biological process: sensory perception of taste. Lineage: Eukaryota; Metazoa; Arthropoda; Insecta; Diptera; Culicidae. The coding region runs from base 1 to 1110 and encodes 369 amino acids. Gene Ontology annotation, cellular component: membrane.